Messenger RNA from Electrophorus electricus (electric eel), 1834 nucleotides. It is a transcript of the gene pcolcea, whose product is annotated as procollagen C-endopeptidase enhancer a. Gene Ontology annotation, biological process: proteolysis. Lineage: Eukaryota; Metazoa; Chordata; Actinopteri; Gymnotiformes; Gymnotidae. Gene Ontology annotation, molecular function: peptidase activator activity; protein binding; collagen binding. The record is from RefSeq and is a predicted model, not a curated record.
UAGCUUGCUCUAUUCCCUCCUUCCUCUCGUGCUCUCGCUGCCUGUCCUCUGCGCAGAGGCUUGCUGCUGGGAGACGGGAACAUGGAACGCCGGAGCAUUGUAUGCUGGGUGCCCUUCAUCCUGUUCCUCUUCUUCAGAUGGACACUCGGUCAGACCACUAACUACACCAGGCCCGUGUUCAACUGCGGUGGGACCCUGGAGGGAGACUCAGGCUUCGUGGGCAGCGAGGGCUUUCCUGCAUUCUACAAACCAGACAGCAAAUGCACCUGGCACAUCACUGUCCCAGAAGGCAAUGUGGUCAUGCUUUCCUUUAGGAUCUUUGACCUGGAGGCUGACCCCCUUUGCCGAUAUGACUACGUGGACGUGUACAACGGUCAUUCCAACCUGGUGCAGAAGCUGGGCCGCUUCUGUGGGACCUUCCGACCUGGCGCUCUAAUCUCCACCUCCAACACCAUGAUGCUGGAGAUGGUGUCGGACUCCGGCACAGGGGGCAGGGGCUUCCUGGCCUACUUUAAUGGAGUAAAACCACAUGUGGAUGAGCAUCAGUUUUGUGGUGGAAAAAUGACGAAGCCACAAGGCACCAUCAAAACUCCCAACUGGCCAGAAAAGAACUACCCAACAGGCAUUAGCUGCUCCUGGCUCAUUACUGUGGAACCAGACAUGGUGGUUGAGGUGAAGUUUGGGAAGUUCGACGUGGAGCCAGACAUCUACUGCCGAUUUGACUAUGUGGCAUUCUUUAACGGAGGAGAGAAGGACGACUCGCGGCGUAUCGGCAAACAUUGCGGUGAUGUAGCCCCUGAGACCAUCGUGACCAACAACAAUAUGCUCCUGGUCCAGUUUGUGUCUGACCUCAGCGUGACCUCUGAUGGCUUCAUGGCCACAUAUUCCAGUGUCCCGCGAGGCUCUCGCACCCCCACUGCAGGGGGCUUUCACCAAUCAGGAGCCCGAGUGAAUUCUGUACCCACAGCUCCACGCAUUCCUUCAGUCCUGCCCAAGAAACCCGUGAUCAUCAAGACCACAGAAGCCCCAUCUACUACUACCACAACCAACCCCCCGCGCAGACAUGUGCCGGCCAAACCUGUCCGGCCCGCCAGACCUCCAGUCCACAAGCCAGAACCAGGCCAGCGCAGACCGGCUCGUCCAGGUCCAAACACAAACCCUCAUUGCACAAAAACAUGUAAGAGAGAUGGAACCAUCAAGAAAAGCUUCUGUGCCAGCGAGUUUGUGAUCACGGGGACUGUGACGAUGCUGUCCAAUGGCCCCGAGGGUAGUCUGCAUGCGUCCGUUUCCAUUAUAAAGGCCUACAAGGCUGGUAGUCUGACCAUCACACAAGCUGGAGAGACUAUGUCAGUCAAACUGGUGCUGCCCUGCAGACUAUGUCCACUGCUUCGCAGAGGUCAGAACUUCAUUCUCAUGGGCCAAGUGGAUGACGAGGGGCGUGGCACCCUGGCGCCCGGGAGCUUUACCGCAUCCUACAAAACUCCACACCACAAAAUCCUCGCCAACCUCAACAAGCAGCCGUGCUGAUACGUCAGCUCGACCGGAAUUGAGGGACUCUGUAGUCACGGAUCUAGGAAAGAUUUUGAAAUGCGUUAUUCCCUCCGUUCUUUUGUAUUUCCAGGUAAACGCUCUCUAACAAAGUGUCUGAGAGAAAGAGACUGAAAUUUCAUUGAAUUCUGGAGCAGCUAUAUAUGCUUAAUUAGAAAUAAUCACAUGGCAAAAUAUAGAGGGGCUACAUUUAUCUUUAUUCAUUUUAUUCGCAAAAAGUUGUGGCACAAUACAUUUGUAAUUUAUGAUGAUGUCCUCGAAAUAAAGUCUUUAAUUGUACUAUGCA